Messenger RNA from Copidosoma floridanum, 4895 nucleotides. RefSeq names its product DNA polymerase alpha catalytic subunit (gene DNApol-alpha180). Gene Ontology annotation, cellular component: alpha DNA polymerase:primase complex. Gene Ontology annotation, molecular function: chromatin binding; nucleotide binding; DNA replication origin binding. NCBI's taxonomy places the organism in Eukaryota, Metazoa, Arthropoda, Insecta, Hymenoptera, Encyrtidae. The record is from RefSeq and is a predicted model, not a curated record. Gene Ontology annotation, biological process: leading strand elongation; lagging strand elongation; DNA replication.
UGUAAACAUAAACAACUGGUUCCCGCCAAAACGCAGUGCUCUCUCUGCAGUCUCUGCACUGCUGCAUCAGAAAGCAAUGUGCAAUGCAUCGUGUAAUGUUUAUUGAAUUAAUUUUCAUUCAUUGUAGAUAAGGUGUUUGUUUAUUUUAGUACAAGUAGACGAGCACAUUGCCUUUGUCGGGUGAUAAACGGCUAAUUUAGGUUGGAUAUUUUUAGCCGAUUUCUUGUUUUUCCAAUAGCCAUCUCGUUACCCCCAAAGCAACCAUGGCAGAAUCAUCUUUAGCAGCUCAAAGGAGCAAACGUCAAAAACUAGACAAGAAUGGUCGACUGUCAGCUUUGGAAAAACUAAAGCAAUUGAAAGGCAGUAAAAAUAAAUAUAAAGUGGAUGAUAUGGAUAAUAUAUAUGAUGAAGUAGAUGAAGAGUCUUAUAGUAAAGCUGUUUUAGAUCGACAGUAUGACGACUGGAUUGUUGAUGAUGGAGGUGGUUCUGGCUAUGUGGAAGAUGGACGUGAAAUAUUUGAUGAUGACCUGGAUGACGAAAGUGUACGUCAAGCUGCAAAGCGUGAACAGACAAAAGGUCCAAGAAAACGAAAGCGAGAAACAGAACCCAAGAAGGGAAGUAUUACAAGCAUGUUCUCAAGCAUGGCUGGUAAAAAGAAGGCAGAGGAAAAAAUUGAUACCGACGAUAUUCUCGGAGAUCUUCUGUCAGAGUUAAAAAGUGAUACCGAUUCAUCAAAACGUAAAGAUACACCAAGAAGUAACAAGUUUCUCACUAAUAAAACUACUCAGGCAUUGGAUGAUGACAAAUUAUUGAAUAACUUGAUAAAAUCAGAAUUAAAAAAGCCGAAAACUGUGCUUGAUGAUUUAGAACAUGAAACUUUGUAUGAUAAACCAAAAAAAUCAAGUGAUGAACCAAAACCAAGUAAUGAAAAGAAAAUAAAACCGAAAAUAAUCAGCGAGGAAAUAAUCGUGAAACCAAAUACGAAUAACGAAAUAAAAAUACUGAAACAAAAUAUUGAAGAGAAAGUAAAAACUAAUGAUAUUAGUGAACUAGAAGAAAAUACAGAAUUGUUAAAUUUCGAUGAUGAUUUCACACCAGAUAGUUUUACAAAUGUUACAUCUAAAAAUGAAACUCCCAUUACAAACAGCGCGGUAUCAAUUCAAAGUACUGAUAAAAACAUUACAAGCAAUGAGGAUCUCAAUCAAUACAUUGGUGAUAUAUCUGACUUUGAUUUUGGUAGUACUGAGAUAGAUUCAAGUAUAAAUCAAACUACUCAAGACAAAUCUCAAAUGUGGAAGGAAAAAGGUGCUGAGCUAGUGAACGAUGAUAUAUUUGCAAAAGCUUGGGAGGAAGAUUUUAGUAUGGCGAAAUCGGUGCUACAAACGCAAUUAAAGGAUGCUGACGAAAAAAUGUUGCCAUUACCCACAAUCGGGGGUGACGACGAAAACGAAGAGGAAAAAAUGAUUCGAUUCUUUUGGUGGGAUGCUUUUGAAGAUCCCUACAAGCAACCUGGAGUUGUUUAUCUGUUUGGGAAAAUUUUUGUUGAUAGCCUCAAUGAAUACGUGUCAUGUUGCAUCAGUGUGAAAAAUAUACCUAGAAAAGUUUAUUUACUGCCUCGGGACCACCAACAAGAACAAUUUGACAAAACAGAAAAAGAGAAAUUCAUAUUGGACAUCUACAACGAAUUUAAGGAAUACACAAUAAAAAGGGGAAUAAACGACUUUCGUUCCAAAGAUUUGGUAAAAAAUUAUGCGUUUGAACGGAAAGGUGUACCUAUUAUGUCCGAUUAUCUGUUGGUUGAAUAUCCAGCGACGGAACCAGCUGUGGAAUCAGAUUUCUCUAGCCCACUCAUUGAAGCAGUUUUCGGUACUUCAGUGAAUGCCCUUGAACUGUUCCUCAUAGAAAGAAAUAUAAAAGGCCCUUGUUGGCUCAACAUUAAGGCACCCCUCCCUGUUGAUAAUCGUUUUAGCUGGUGCAAAGUCCAAGCAAUUUGUACAAGAAUGGAAAAUAUUACUGUUGCUGUUGAUCAGUCAAAUACCUUAACAAUACCACCCAUUGUCAUGGCCACUAUCAAUGUUCAAGUAUCUUUGAAUCCCGUUCAGCAAAAAAAUGAAAUCGUGAACAUUGGACUCUUGCUUCAUAAUAAAUUUCAACUAGAUAAAGCUCCACCUAAGCCACCAUUUGAUAACCAUUACUGCUUUGUGACGCAUCCUCGAAGUACGGGUUGGCCCAUAAAAGGUAGAGAUCGAUUAUCCAAGAUUACAAAAACGACAGUGAUCCAAUGCGAAACAGAGCUUGAACUGUUUGAAAAAUUUCUCGAGACCAUUCAUCGCUCAGAUCCUGAUGUUAUUGUCGGCUAUGACUGUGGUUUUCAGUUUGAUGUCCUUGUUAGCAAAAUUUUGGCUCUUAAAGUGAAAAAUUGGAGCUGUCUGGGAAAACUUAAGCGUUUUCCAGCGCCUUACUUUAAGGGGAAAAUAAACUUGGGCCAAAUCUUUUGCGGUCGACCAGUUUGCGAUGUAACGACUUCUGCCAAAGAAUUGAAUUUAAAAGUCAAGAGCUACGACCUAUCGUCACUUUGUGUCGCUGUAUUGAAGAAAAAAGAGUACGAGUGUAAGGAAAUAAAACCCGAAGACUGUCCAAAAUAUUACAGCUCCGUUGAAAAAUUAGAAAAAUUAAUUGGAGCCACAAUGAUGGAGGCCUCCUAUAUUAUUAGAAUCGUUGUAGAGCUGAACAUUCUCCCUUUGGCUCUACAAAUAACUAACAUUGCCGGCAACACGUUAUCACGAACACUUUCAGCUGGUCGAGCUGAGAGGAACGAGUUUCUGCUCUUACAUGCUUUCCACAACAAAAAUUAUAUUACACCAGAUAAAAGAACAACCAGUAAAAAGAAAGAAGAUGUAGAUCAAGGAAGAAAAAAGAAACCAGCAUACGCCGGUGGUCUGGUUUUAGAUCCAAAAAAAGGUUUCUAUGAUAAAUUAAUUUUGCUUAUGGACUUCAACUCGCUGUAUCCAAGUAUUAUACAAGAAUUCAACCUAUGCUUCACUACGGUACCGGGGGCAGCAUACGAGGAUGUAGAGAAUUUGUCGUUACCUGAGUCGUCGGUGGAACCUGGGAUAAUACCUACGGAAAUUCGCAAACUCGUUGAGAGCCGCGUGGAGGUGAAAAAGCUAAUGAAAUUAAGAAACAUCUCACCAGAACUCAGAGCUCAAUAUAAUAUUCGACAAAUGGCUUUAAAGCUCACAGCCAACUCCAUGUAUGGCUGUCUUGGAGCGACACACUGUCGUUUCUAUGCCAAGGGUCUUGCAGCUCUCGUAACAAUGAAAGGUCGCGAGAUCCUACAAAACACAAAAACUCUUGUUGAAAAGUGUAAUUAUGAGGUCAUUUACGGUGAUACCGACUCUAUUAUGAUCAAUACAAAUAUUCUUGAAUACGACCAAGUGUUCAAUAUCGGUAAGGACAUAAAGAAGGAGGUGAACAAAUUGUAUAAAAAAGUCGAGCUUGACAUCGAUGGAGUUUUUAGGUAUCUAUUGCUAUUACAAAAAAAGAAAUAUGCCGCAGUGAGUAUGAGUAAAGCUCCAAGUGGACAGUUGGAGUAUACAAAAGAACUAAAAGGAUUAGAUAUCGUAAGAAGAGACUGGUGUGGCUUAGCUUGUGAUAUUGGCAAUCAAAUCUUGGAUCAGCUUUUGAGUGAUCAGUCCAGCGAAGACCGCCUGCAAAAGAUUUUCGAAAUUCUGCAAAUUGUCGGAAACAACCUACGUGACGGCAACUUGCCUCUAUCUUUGCUUGUUAUAACAAAGCAGCUUUCUAAAAAUCCAAACGAAUAUCCAAAUGAUAAAAAACUGUCGCAUGUGCUUGUUGCCUUGAGACUUAAUGAGAGCGGCGGUCGUAAAUGGAAAGCUGGUGAUACAGUGCCUUACAUUAUUUGCGAGGAUGGUACCGACAAAACAGCCCUCGAAAGAGCUUAUCAUGUUGAGGAAUUCAAAAAAAGCGAUAGUCUUAAAGUUGAUAUUAAUUAUUAUCUACUCAAUCAAAUACAUCCCGUUGUUUUAAGAAUAUGCGAUCCAAUUGAGGGUAUCGAUGAUGUUUUGAUUGCUCAAAACCUUGGCAUUGGAGAUAAAUAUAAACCAAAGAGAACAGUUGUGAGCCAAGAAGAGGGAGAAGUUCCAUUAUGUAUUAAGGACAAUCGUUAUGAAAACUGUCAACCAUUAAAAUUUCUUUGUCGCAACGAAAAUUGUAAAACUGAAAUUGAAAUUAGCACACCAGUCAGUGAACUUAAUGGAGUGAUUCGGCCUUCACUAGCCAUGUGUACAAAUCCAGAAUGUGAUUUACCACCAUGGAAGUAUGCAUAUGCUUUACAAAAUAAACUUCAAAUAGAUAUUCGAAAAUUCGUCACAGAUUACUACUACGGCGAAGUAGAAUGUGAAAAUCCUAUUUGCUCUAAAGUUAUGCGAAGAAUUAUUUUAGAUACAAAUUAUACAUUCCCUAAAUGCUACAACUGUGCAGAUGGAAACGUUCAUAGAAUAUAUAAGGAAACAGAUUUGUUCAACCAACUUAGCUUUUACUUGUAUAUAUUUACUUUAAAUCAAACUCAUUUAAAAAAUUUAAAGCCAGCACCAUCUCGGGAUCUUUUAGCUACAUACGAUACAAUCAAGGAAUUUGUAGAGAAGCAGAUGCAGUGUAACGCAUAUUCAGUAGUUGAUUUAACAAAGUUAUUCUGGCCACAUGUACAGGAAAGUAAUGUAGAUAUCGAAAGUAAAGAUAUGGUUCUGACCCUCGAGGUUGAAAAUUCCCAAGAAGAUGAAGAUUUCGAAAGCAACGAAUGAAAUUGUGGGCCAAUAUUAAUUUUAUAAAAGUUUAUUAUUACAAAAAACUGUUAUUUUUAUGAGAAUGAAAAA